AUGUCCUCUGCAUCCACCAAAUCGCCCCCUCCUGUCAAACAACACACUCGUACGAAGCCCGCCAAGUACACGUCGCCGCCGGUCAUGGUGCAGCGAAAUGGCGCCGCCGUUCGGUCCGCCGCCGUUGCAAACGGCCAUGUCGCCAGAGACGCCGACGAGACGUCCCGGCUCCUCCCCAAUGGGCCCGACGAAGAAUACGACAAGCCGGUAUGGGACGGCUUGACCGAGUUUGAGCACCUGCCCUUUUGGCGCCGGCCUUCCAUCUUCUGGCUGAUGGGCCCCUACGCCAUCUUCACCCUCGCCUUUGGCGGCGUCAUUGUCCCCAAAGUCACCCUCAUCCUCGACCUCGUCUGCAACAAGCACUUUGCCGACAAGGCCGCCGCCGACCCCUCGUUCCACGCGUCGCCCGUGCUCGGCGCCGACAACCCGCAGUGCAACGACCCGGCCGUGCAGCGCAAGGUGGCCGAGUUCAUGCUCGUCAUGAACCUGCUGACGGGCACGCUCAGUGCCAUCAGCGCGCCCAAGCUCGGCAAGCUGUCGGACCGCUUCGGCCGCCGCCGCCUGCUCGCCGUCGCCUCGGUCGGCGGCAUCCUCGCCGAGGUCGUCACCAUCGUCGCCGCCAAGUUUCCCGCCGCCGUCGACUAUCGCUGGCUCGUGCUCGGCGCCUUCUUCGACGGCCUCACCGGCUCCUUCACCAGCGGCAGCAUCCUCGGCCAGGCCUACGUCAGCGACUGCACCCCGCCCUCGAAGCGCGCCGUCUACAUGGGCUACCUCCACGCCUGCCUCUUCACCGGCAUCGCCCUCGGCCCCCUGCUCGCCGGCUACUUCAUCAAGGUCACCGGCAGCGUCCUGACCCUCUUCUACGUCGUGCUCGUCUGCCACGCCACCUUUGCCACCUUUGUCGGCUUCGUCGUGCCCGAGUCGCUGUCGGCCCGCCGCCAGCGGAUUGCGCGCGACAAGCACAGCAAGGAAAGGGAGUCGCGCGCGCAGAGCGCCCAGCCGUGGCUCUCGACCCUCCGCAACAGCCACCCCUUUGAGCCGCUGGCCAUUCUCUGGCCGACCGGCCCUGGCACGUCGCCGAGGCUGCGCAUCAACCUGAUUGCCCUGGCCGUCACCGACGCCGUCAUCAUGGGCUCCAUGAUUUCCAUCGGCGCCGUCGUCAUCCUCUACACAAAGUACAUGUUCGACUGGGACACGUUUGAGAUAUCCAUGUUCGUGUCCGGUCUCUCCUCGAUCCGCGUCAUUGUGCUGCUCGGCGUCUUUCCCCUUGUCAACUACUGGUUCCGCGUCCGGCCGCGCCGCCGCCGUGAGCGCGAGACCGGCCUGGCGUACGUCGAGAAGACGAGCGGCGCCGACAAUGUGGACAUUUGGACCCUACGCGCCGCGCUGCUUUCCGACACCUUGGGCGCCAUCGGCUACUCACUGGCACACAGCCAGCCACUCUUUGUCGUCAGCGGCAUGAUUACGGCAGUAGGCGGCCUCGGCAGCGCCACCAUCCAGUCCGCCAUCACCAAGCACGUCCCGCCGUCCUCGGUCGGCCAGGUUCUCGGCGCCGUCGGCAUGCUCAAUGCGCUCGCCCGUGUUGUUGGCCCGGUUCUUUUCAACGGCAUUUAUGCCAUGUCUGUCAAAACCUUUCCGCAGGCCGUCUUUGUUAUGCUUCUCGCUCUCUUUAGCGUCGGACUGCUUGCUACUCUUGUUGUGCGCCCGCAUGUUGUCUGGGAACAUGAAAACGAGGCGCCCGAAGCUGUUGCUGACGAGACGCCCGAGGCUGGGACUUUGGCGCUCGAGACCGAACCGCUCAUCCGCUGA
Messenger RNA from Cordyceps militaris CM01, 1809 nucleotides. Its product is annotated as tetracycline-efflux transporter, putative. Gene Ontology annotation, biological process: transmembrane transport. Gene Ontology annotation, cellular component: membrane. The record is from RefSeq and is a predicted model, not a curated record. NCBI's taxonomy places the organism in Eukaryota, Fungi, Ascomycota, Sordariomycetes, Hypocreales, Cordycipitaceae. Bases 1 to 1809 code for a protein of 602 amino acids. The transcript has 4 exons. Gene Ontology annotation, molecular function: transmembrane transporter activity.